This is a messenger RNA of Zingiber officinale, 1447 nucleotides long. Its product is annotated as splicing factor YJU2-like. Bases 256 to 1266 code for a protein of 336 amino acids. Gene Ontology annotation, cellular component: U2-type catalytic step 1 spliceosome. Lineage: Eukaryota; Viridiplantae; Streptophyta; Magnoliopsida; Zingiberales; Zingiberaceae. Gene Ontology annotation, biological process: mRNA splicing, via spliceosome. The transcript has 9 exons. The record is from RefSeq and is a predicted model, not a curated record.
AAUCGGGAAAACCCUCUUUGCAGCCCUAGUCCUCUCGAGCUAAUCGCGGGCCCCGUCUCCAACAAGAUCUAGGGUUCGUCGCCGUCUCCAACCAGCUGUGCCACCGCGGUUGCGUCCCCAGCCGUGAUCAAGAAGUUCCCCCAGGCAACAGCAACUCGCGCGGCCGAUCUCGUCUCUUCGCCCGUCGAUCAAUUGGAGCCAAAGAUUCGCUGGCGUUGAUUCCACUGCGAAGGAGAGGAACCAAAUCAAGCGAACAUGGGGGAACGCAAGGUCUUGAACAAGUAUUACCCGCCGGACUUCGAUCCGGCCAAAAUCCCUCGUCGGCGGCAACUGAAAAAUCAGCAAAUGAAAGUUCGGAUGAUGCUUCCGAUGAGCAUUCGCUGCGGCACCUGUGGUACCUACAUCUAUAAGGGCACAAAGUUCAACUCACGAAAAGAGGACGUCAUUGGAGAGACUUAUUUGGGAAUUCCAAUAUUUAGAUUCUACAUCAAGUGUACUAGAUGCUCAGCUGAGAUUACGUUCAAGACAGAUCCUCAGAAUUCUGACUACACAGUUGAAUCUGGUGCUUCCCGUAAUUUUGAGCCUUGGCGUGAUGAAGAGGAGGUUGUUGACAAAGAGAAGAGAAAAAGAGCUGAAGAAGAGAUGGGUGAUGCUAUGAAAUCCUUGGAGAAUAGAGCUAUAGAUUCCAAACAAGAUAUGGACAUACUUGCUGCACUCGAAGAGAUGAGAUCCAUGAAGUCUAGGCAUGCAACUGUUAGUGUUGAUUUGAUGUUGGAAACGUUAAAACGGUCAGCCUAUGAAAAGGAGAGAAAAAUAAUGGAAGAGCUAGAUGAGGCAGAUGAAGCACUCAUUAAAUCUAUAACUUUCCAUGGUUCAAAAGAUUUUGUUCGAAGAAUAGAUGAGGAUGAGGAUGAGGAUGAGGAUGACAUUGAGGAGCUAGGCAAGGCAUCUUCUAGUCUAAGUGAAAGUUCAAAGGGGAAGAUUACUUUGGAGCCUCUAGCGAAGAUGGAAAAAGCAACAGAUUCUCUAACCAAAAGUACUGUUGCUGAUUAUGCUAGAGAUGGAGGUGGAUCUGUGAAACGAAAGUUUAUAGUGAAACCCAGAUCGACUUUGGAGGUCACUAAGAAGCCUCAAAUUGCAAGUGAAGAUUCUGGCCCAUCAAAUAACGACGGAGAUGGUGGUGAAAAGCAUGAUACCAGGGGAACCCAGUCAACAAAUGGACUUCAAUCUCUCUUUCAAAACUACGGCAGUGAUGACAGUGAUUAAUAGUUGCUUUCAAACUGGUUUAUUCUUUUGACACUAUACAUAUUUAUACAAAAUACAUAGUAAGCUGUGUUUAUUAUGCGUAAAGGAUUUGUUUAACAACAGUAGUGUAAACAAUAAAGGAAUUGAUGCAGAGUUGAUGCUGUAUGCUUGUAGUGGUAGUACGUGUAGUCUUUCUUUCUCA